Messenger RNA from Oldenlandia corymbosa var. corymbosa, 1461 nucleotides. Lineage: Eukaryota; Viridiplantae; Streptophyta; Magnoliopsida; Gentianales; Rubiaceae. The record is from the annotation of a GenBank genome assembly.
AUGAGGAUUCUUCAGAGGAAUCAGCUUCAGAGAAUCUCUAUCAACUUCUUCAACAAAAUCGGCAGAAGCAGAGUAUAUUCCACAAAUAAGGUUCAUGAUGUGGGACAACCAACUGCUGCCACCCAUCCUCAUUUGUUAAGAGAGGGCGAGAUUACACCCGGUAUAACUGCGGAUGAGUAUUUAUCAAGGAGGAAGAGGUUAUUAGAGCUUUUACCUUCCAAUAGUACAGCAAUUAUUUCAGCUGCCCCAGUGAAAAUGAUGACCAACGUUGUACCUUACACUUUCCGUCAAGAUGCUGAUUAUCUAUUCAUCACUGGUUGUCAACAGCCUGGGGGUCUAGCCAUAUUAAGUCAUGACCGUGGUCUAAGCAUGUUCAUGCCUGAAGCAAGUGCACAUGACGUUCUUUGGCAAGGUGCAACCGCUGGAGUCAAUGAAGCAUUAAAUACAUUCAAAGCUGAUGAAGCAUAUCCCGUCAGCAUGGUCAAAAAGAUUCUUCCAGGGAUCAUAAAAAGCUCUUCUCAAUUGUUUCACAAUGUAAAUACUGCCUCAUCAAUUUAUACCGAUUUAGAAGCUUUUCAAACAGCUGUCCGUACCAAAAAAGUGAAAGAUUCUUCUUGCAUUACUCAUGAAGCACGAUGGAUAAAGUCUGAAGCAGAGCUUACACUAAUGAGAAAUUCUGCUGCAAUAGCUUCCCAGGCCCUCUUGAAGACAAUGUUACAUUCAAAAUCCUUCCCUCAUGAGGGUAUGCUUUCAGCUAAGGUUGAAUAUGAAUGCAAGAUCAGAGGUGCUCAAAGAAUGGCGUUUAACCCUGUGGUUGGUGGUGGACCUAAUGGAAGUGUGAUUCAUUAUUCUAGGAAUGAUCAAAAAAUUGAUGAUAAUGACCUAGUUCUUAUGGACGUGGGAUGUGAGUUCCAUGGAUAUCUUAGUGAUCUUACUCGUACGUGGCCACCCAGCGGCAAGUUUUCAACAGUUCAUGAAGAAUUAUAUGAACUGAUUCUAGAGACAAACAAAGAGAGCAUUAAGCUUUGCAGACCUGGUGUGAGCAUCCGGGAGAUACAUAAUUAUUCGGCUGAUAAGAUGCGAAAAGGAUUCAAAGAGUUUGGGCUUUUGAAGGAUGACAAGUUUCAGAAUUAUCAUUUGUUGAACCCUACAAACAUAGGUCACUAUCUAGGAAUGGACGUUCAUGAUUGUUGUACAAUCAGUUGUAACCGUCCUCUGGAGCCAGGUGUUGUGAUCACUAUUGAACCUGGAGUCUACAUCCCCGCUAAUCCUGGUUAUCCAGAGAGGUAUCAAGGCAUUGGAAUCAGAAUUGAAGAUGAAGUACUUAUUUCAGAAUCUGGUUGCGAAGUUCUUACCGGAUCACUGCCAAAAGACGUAAAGCAAAUUGAGUCGUUGCUGAACAAUUUCAGCCACGCGUUUGAAGGGGAGACGUCUAGUAUGGCAGGGGCUGGUUCUUAUUGA